Messenger RNA from Neolamprologus brichardi, 1799 nucleotides. Its product is annotated as serine/threonine-protein kinase pim-3-like. Gene Ontology annotation, molecular function: protein serine/threonine kinase activity; ATP binding. The record is from RefSeq and is a predicted model, not a curated record. Lineage: Eukaryota; Metazoa; Chordata; Actinopteri; Cichliformes; Cichlidae. Gene Ontology annotation, cellular component: cytoplasm. Gene Ontology annotation, biological process: regulation of mitotic cell cycle; negative regulation of apoptotic process; protein autophosphorylation.
UGUUCAGUACAACAGUCCGCCGCAGAGGCCCUUUAAACGCACUCUUCUGUCGGCACGACUACUAUACACAUCGGAGUGGUCGGCUUCCCUUUCUUCUUCUUCUUUUUUUAAUUCUUAAGAGGACUGUUUUUAUCGGAGAUACCUGAGUCGAGACACAGGAGUCAUAUUUGAUGCUGGUUUUUGGGGAACGGUGUGCGACUUCGCGGUCGUGACACGACUUUGACGGGCGCGGUGCGGCGGAGUUGGCGCACUGCUGGACUGGAUUUAACAGUUGCUCGCAGCCAAGACGGUUCGCGCCACCAUUUACACUGCGUCUGAACCCACUUCUUUUCUUACUUAUAUUGUUUCGUCGGACUCCGAGUGAUUGAAUAGAGGUCGUCUACACGGUCGUUUCAGCUCGAAUAUGUUGCUGUCAAAGUUUGGUUCAUUUUCGUAUAUUUGCAAUCACUCGAGUAUGGACCAUCUACCAGUGAAAAUACAGCUUCAGCCGGUUAAAGUGGAGAAGGAGCCUUUCGAGAAGGUUUACCAAGUGGGAUCCGUUCUGGGAAGUGGCGGAUUCGGAACUGUGUACGCCGGCAACCGUCUCUCUGACGGCACACCGGUUGCCGUGAAGCAUGUCGCCAAGGAGCGGGUGACGGAGUGGGGCACAAUUAACGGUACUAUGGUGCCUUUGGAGAUCCUGCUGCUAAAGAAGGUCAGCUCGUCUUUUCGCGGAGUUAUCAAAUUGCUGGACUAUUACGAGCGCGCGGACGGCUGGCUCAUCGUCAUGGAGAGGCCGGAGCUCGUGAAGGAUCUGUUCGACUUCAUCACUGAGAAGGGCGCCCUGGACGAGGACACGGCUCGAGGCUUUUUUCGACAGGUUUUGGAGGCGGUCAGACACUGCUACAGCUGCGGCGUGGUACACAGAGACAUCAAAGAUGAGAACCUGCUGGUGGAUCUACGCACCGGGGAGCUCAAGCUUAUCGAUUUCGGCUCAGGGGCGAUUCUCAAGGACACAGUCUACACCGAUUUCGAUGGUACAAGAGUCUACAGCCCACCAGAGUGGAUCCGCUUUCACAGAUACCACGGACGCUCUGCGACGGUUUGGUCAUUAGGCGUGCUGCUGUACGACAUGGUGUGCGGAGACAUCCCCUUUGAGCAGGACGAGGAGAUCCUAAGAGGGAGACUGUAUUUCAGGAGGAGGAUCUCAGCUGAGUGCCAGCAGCUGAUCAAAUGGUGUCUGGCCCUGCGGCCCUCAGACCGGCCCACUCUGGAGCAGAUCUGCGACCACCCCUGGAUGAGGGCAGUGGCAGAAUCACCCAAGUCACCGGAGGAGCCUGUGGGCAGCGACAUCCGCCUCAGGACCAUCGACACAGAUUCUUCAUCAAGCACAAGCUCGAGCAAGGAGAGCCUCUGAGGGAGGCUCUGAUAGACUUUUUUUUUGUUGGGGGGGGGGGACAAAAAACAAAUAAGACUUUGUGGGAAAAGAAGGGGUGGGGAUAGAAGGACUGAUCUGCAACCGGACCCUCUGACCCAGCAGGCCCGGCAAGAAAAAUGUACUUUAAUUUUCCUCUUUUGUAGGGAAUUUCUAAUUUAUUACUUAUGUGUUCUUUUUAUCUUAUAGUCCCAUCCCCUCUUUUCCUUUCAGUUGAUUUUUACUUGUUUCCUAAUGGGAAACAUUUUGCUGUUUGGGCGGUCUUACCAGCACUAUUUAUUCCCCCCCUCCCCACUUUUAAAUUUUAAUUUUACUUGUUUUGUUACUAGGCUGGUAUAUACAGCUGGCAAGGCCCUCCUUUUCAGACAUGGCUGCUCUCAUAGAG